Messenger RNA from Bipolaris zeicola 26-R-13, 1116 nucleotides. RefSeq lists its product as uncharacterized. The record is from RefSeq and is a predicted model, not a curated record. The transcript has a single exon. Gene Ontology annotation, molecular function: protein binding. The annotation marks the transcript as partial. Lineage: Eukaryota; Fungi; Ascomycota; Dothideomycetes; Pleosporales; Pleosporaceae.
UUGCGGAAAACACUCCAAAAGCUACCAUCCACCCUGGACAAGACUUACGAACGGAUCCUGACGAGCAUCAGCGAGGAAUACGCUGAUUACGCUAUCCGCAUUCUUCAGUGGCUAGCUUUCUCAGAACGCCCCCUAUCAUUAGAAGAACUCGCAGAAGUGAUUGCAAUUGAUGUGUCACGCGAUCCAGAAUUUGAUAGAGACGAAGUACUGGAGGACCCCCUGGACGUACUAAGAAUUUGCUCUAGUUUGGUUUCCAUUACCCAUGAAUCGUAUUUUCUCAAUAGCUCGUUCGCGUUAUUCGAGAAGCCAUCAGAAGAGAUUGUUGUGCUUGCCCACUAUUCUGUCAAAGAGUACCUCAUCUCAGACAGGAUAAAGCGAGGUCAGGCAGCGCGUUAUAGCUUACACGCUGCAUUGUGUCAUGGUGCUAUAGCUGCGGCGUGUCUUGGUUACCUCAACCAGUUCCAGGAGCCUGAACUCAUAACAGAUCGAGCAUUGCAGGAGUUCAAGUUAGCAAGAUACUCCGCGAAGUUCUGGAGUAGACAUGUUCGAAAGGCAGAUGAUCAAGAGGUAGAAGUCAACAACCUUGCUUGCCGACUGUUAUCUACAGAAAACCCUGCCUACUUCAUUUGGAUGCGAAUAAACCAUCCGGAUAGGGAAUUCAGGUGGAACCACUACCCAGGAUCGACAACGAACAUCCUUCCACUAUAUUGUGCAUCGAUGCUUGGUCUCGAAAAGGUCGUGAGCCUCUUCCUUUCCGGGAAUGCAGACCCUAACGCACGAGGAGGAGAAUGUGAUAACGCACUGCAAGCAGCUUCGACCAAGGGCCAUGAUCGUAUUGUCAAAAUCCUACUCAGUGCUGGUGCCAAAGUCAACGCAAAGGGUGGUAAAUACGGUUAUGCACUUCUUGCUGCGCUGAAAUGUGGGCACGAGCACACCACUAAGGUAUUGAUCGAAGCAGGAGCAACUUACUCGCACAGCAAGGGCCAGAGCAUUGGAAACCUGUGCAUCCGAAACCUGGACGCUAAUGUUGAAAUGCUACGGUUCCUCCACAAGAGCGGUAUCGAUUUGAGAAAGAAGGAUAGGGGGGCAGGACGUUACUGCACGCUGCAGCUAUAG